Molecule: messenger RNA, 1838 nt
Organism: Odontomachus brunneus
Lineage: Eukaryota; Metazoa; Arthropoda; Insecta; Hymenoptera; Formicidae
Product: zinc finger protein 37-like
Exons: 4
Coding region: 229-687 (152 amino acids)
Biological process (GO): regulation of transcription by RNA polymerase II
Cellular component (GO): nucleus
Molecular function (GO): RNA polymerase II transcription regulatory region sequence-specific DNA binding; DNA-binding transcription factor activity, RNA polymerase II-specific
Source: RefSeq, a predicted model, not a curated record
GUACUAAAUAUACGCAAAAAAGGAGAAAAAUAAAAUUUAUCAGCGAAGAAUGAGAAACAAGUUGAAAAUAGCCUUGUUUUUCUUCGUCCUGCUUUUUGUUCGCUACUUCAGCGCCAUUGUCGUCAUAUUGGGUGAUGAUUUUUAUAACGAUUCCAGAGAGUGGAACUAUGCAAAAUUUGGUCCAGAUCGGUCAAAGGAUUCAAGAGUUAAUAGGAAACAUACAGACAAAUGUUAUAUAUAUAUAUAUAUAUAUAUAAAUACGCGUACAACGAUUGCGGCAUACAGACGCGCUUGAUGCGCUCGUUAUACCAAUGCAACACGUGCGGCAAGAUGUACAAAUGGCGAGAGUCGUUGAGUCUGCACAAACGGAUGGAAUGCGGUAUCGAGCCACGCUUCGCUUGCAACGUCUGCGGCAGAAAGUUCAAACACAAGCACCACCUCAUGAAACACUACAAGUCGAUCCACGGCAGGGUAGUUGCGAGUGUGACGAGCAGGAAAAUGACCAUAGGCUGCUUUCCGUGCAGGAAGUGCGGGAAAAUCUACGAUCUAAAGUCGUCUAUGUACACUCACGUGCGAUGUUGCGGCAAGGAGCCAAGGUUUACGUGCCAUUUUUGCUCCAGGAAGUUCAAGUACAAGCAUCAUCUUCAGAAUCAUAUUAUAGCACUUCAUAGAAAUGUUAUGGUAUAACGCGCGAGAUGAAUCUUUUUUUCAAAAUCUUCCUACUUUCUAAUAGAACGCGCGAUAAAGUGAACCGAAAAUUGCACAGAAGAAAAGAUCAGUUGAAUAAAGGGAAUCAAAUCUAAAUUCAGGGAUUAACCAGAUUGUUCAGUAAGAAAUGAACUGACCAUAUUUGAAAUUUAAAAUAAACGAUUAUUUUGCUUGAAAUUAACUAUCUAAAAAUCGAUUCAGUGGCAUAUCACAUUGUAUUUGAAAAAUUCGAUUCUAAUUUUUGAAUUGUGAAUCAUCUGUCUAGACGCUAUGCCACUUCUUCAAUUGAUAGAUCUGUCGUAUUAUUGCCAAACUAUGUUGUAACCAACGUUGAAUAUCAGAUGUCAUAUCACGUUAAUCCAACCGUGCUUUUUCUCGCGUGUAGUCGUAAUAACCAGACACUUGGAUGUUAUUACUACACACGCAGUAAUUUAAGCUAAAUGUUCCGAUCGCAUACCAGAAUAUCUGGUUGUAACAACUGGUUUGUAACAAUCGGUAAGUGUGUUUAUCUUCGUGAAAACUUGCUCAACCAAAGAUGUCAUAUUAAUUCAACCAGGCACUUUUUUCUUGUGUGAGAUUAGCCUGAUGUGUUUUCAUGGAAGUUCUCUAAUAAAGCAAUGAAACUGUAACCACGUCUUUUUCAUUGUUCUCACGUCUUGUUUACUGUUUUCAUUGUUUCAUUAUUCGUGGUCUCAGAGGUAAAUAUGCGUGCGUGAAAGCAGUUCAGCUCAAAACUGAACGUGAAAUAUCCCGCGAAUGAGCUCAUCGCUAAUUGGUGUAAAUAAGUUGAGUAUAUGUGCAAACCUAAAUUCCACAAUUAUUGACUGGCUGUUGACUCUACUCGCAAUGCACCCAUUAAGAUCAACGAGAUUAUUACAACGGCACAAAUCGACGAUGCGUUUUGUGUGCACAGCGUAUGCGCGCGUCUGGUGCGACGCGUGUGUUGUGUGUAUGUGUGUAUUGUGCACUCCACGGACUCUUCGAACUCACCCUCCUAUUCGGUAUUAACGUUUACGCAAUUAACGAGAUCCUAAGAACUUCGGGCGCGAUAUCGCCCGUCUCGCCGUUUCGAGCGCGGGCGCGAGAAGAGAUUUCGCGCGUCUACACGCACGCAUCACUCAUAAUCUGUC